AUGCUCCCCCUCCUGGCCGUCCUCCAGGCCUCGCUCUGCUCCGCCUUGGCCAUCAAUCCCAUCUCCUCCCUCGCACCGCGCAACGACUACAGCGAGAAGAACUUUGACUUCCUCAAGGUCCAGCACGCAACUGGCCUCAACCCAUACUACUUCCUGGCCAAGCCAGCCCUGUCUCUGCCCCGAGUCUCCGUCUGCCUUCCUCGGGAGUAUGGCGAACCCCACGUCGACGGCUGCAACAUUGCCUUUGACAACAUCCCCAACCUGCGCGACAAGAACGGCAACUUCGCCGUCAAGCCCGGCCAGUGCCGCGCCAUCAACGCCCAGUGCUGCCAGGUCACCGUCUGCGCGCCCCGGGCCCUCAACCUGCUCGUGCCGGCCACCGAGGUGCACCUCCAGGUGACCAAGGCCGCGGCCAACUGCACCGCCCAGCACCUCGGCUCCAUCUACAUGGACAACGGCUGGGACUACCUCAUCAUGGUGCACAAGCCCAAGGACCUCAACUGCUGGCCGGACGAUGGCAAGAAGACGGCCAAGGCCAAGCGUUUUUGGGAGGCGAUGUGGCAGACGGUCGACUAUACCAAGGUGUUUGCUUGGCCGAGCUUGUGGGUGCCGGAUGAGGAGGAGCAGGAGCAUUUGCUUAUGGUCUCAGAUGGAGCUCCUUGGUAG
Trichoderma citrinoviride is the source of this 666-nucleotide messenger RNA. RefSeq lists its product as hypothetical. Lineage: Eukaryota; Fungi; Ascomycota; Sordariomycetes; Hypocreales; Hypocreaceae. The transcript has 2 exons. Bases 1 to 666 code for a protein of 221 amino acids. The record is from RefSeq and is a predicted model, not a curated record.